Molecule: messenger RNA, 7406 nt
Organism: Betta splendens (Siamese fighting fish)
Lineage: Eukaryota; Metazoa; Chordata; Actinopteri; Anabantiformes; Osphronemidae
Gene: znf385c
Product: zinc finger protein 385C
Exons: 10
Coding region: 133-1905 (590 amino acids)
Cellular component (GO): nucleus
Molecular function (GO): nucleic acid binding; zinc ion binding
Source: RefSeq, a predicted model, not a curated record
CUUGCGAGCAAAGCGAGCCGCUGCAGCGCACAGCUCUGCCCUCCGCGGUGACUGGCAGUCUUCUCCGACGCGUCCGCGCUGCUUCUGGGCACGGACGAGCACCGGGAAAGUCGGGAACGGAACGGGACCGGUAUGAAACGGCCGUUCAGCCCCUCAGCUCCGUCAAACACCGAGCCGGACCACAGGGGGUUCGGCGGCGGACGGGACGAUCCGAUGGACGGCGAGCUUUGCUGCGACCCGCACGGUGACGGCGCAGUGGCGGACGAGCCGCCGCCAGGGGGCGCCACGCCGCCCGCCUACUGCAGAGCCAAGCGGGAGCGGAAGCAGCGGAGCUACACGCUGUGCGGGGUCUGCAACAUCCAACUCAACUCGGCCGCACAGGCUCAGAUCCACUACAACGGGAAGUCCCACCAGAAGAGGCUGAAGCAAAUCAGCAAUGGCAAAGUGCCAAGCAGCGCAGGUACGUCGGCCCAAGGCAGCCCCCUGCUGGCCUCCCUCCCUGUCCCGGGGCGGCCUCUGCAGCCUCAGCUCGACCUCAAACACCUCCUGCCCUUCAGGCUCAACGGAUCGUCCCCCCUCAGCCUCUUCCCCAACUUUAACACAAUGGACCCUGUCCAGAAGGCAGUGAUCAACCACACGUUCGGUGUCCCUCAGCCCCUCAAGAAGAAACAGAUUAUCUCCUGCAACAUUUGCCACCUGCGCUUUAACUCAACGAACCAAGCCGAGGCCCACUACAAGGGCCACAAGCACGCCCGCAAACUCAAAGCCAUGGAGGCCCAGAAGAACAGGCAGCGGCGAGCGGGGGAGGCCUCGUCCGCCGGCAGAGAGAGGGACCGGGACCGGGACCGGGACCGGGACUGGGAGCGAGAGCGCGACCGGAGCAAAGCGCCAGCGACUGAGGCGCCGCCCCCUGCGCUCAUGGAAACGAGCCUAGCGGAGGAAACAAGUCUUCAGUCUGAUUUGGAACCCACGAACCUAGAAGCAAAGCCGGAGGAAAGUUCCCGGAGCUCAGUGAUGUUGACGCCAUUAUCUGAGACGUCCUCUGUGGAGCUGGUCACCCUCUCCCCUCCUCAAACUUCGCCCUCCUCACACCUCACUGAAACCACCUCAAUCACCAGCGCCCCUGAAGUCCCAGAGGGCCCGGCCGUCGAGCCAGGCAGCACAGACCCAUCCAGCACAAACGCGGAGCCACCGGCGGACGAGGACAAGGACCCGAAGAAGAGCAAAGCUCACCUCCAUUGUCCCGUUUGCAAAGUCACAGUCAACUCCAUCUCCCAACUCGAAGCACAUAAUAGCGGUACAAAGCACAAACUGAUGCUGGAGGGUCACAAUGUCCUGCCGCGGCGCCGGGGGAAGGUGGUGGCAGCACGGGCGGGAUGCAAGAGUAAGCGCCUGGCCAGUAAAGGCAGCGUCGGCGUGCCCAGCAAGCACUUCCAGUGUGAAGUGUGCGAGAUCUUUGUGAACUCUGAAACCCAGCUGAGCCAGCACAUGAACAGCAGAAGGCACAAGGAUCGGAUGGCUGGCAAACCACCGAAACCCAAAUUUACCCCCCACACCAAGAGCCAGCCAAGCUCCGGCUUAGCGAACGUGAAAUGGGGCGGCUACGCAGGCGUGGCUGUGUCUGCCAUGAAGGAAGCCUUUACGCAGUACAACCUCACCUCCCUCUCCUCGCAGACCAAACUGGCCUUGCAGAAGCAGCUGACCAAGAGCUUGACAACUGGCUUCCUGCCCAGCCCCCUCACCCCACCAACUCUGUGCACAGUGGCAACUAACCCGCUGGCGCUGCGCCACCCAGUGGGCACCACCGCCUUCAUCCAGACCCCAUUCCUGGGCCCCGCACUGUUUCGGCCUGCCCCAGGGCCACUGCGGGCCACACACACACCCAUCAUCUUCUCCCCCUACUAGAGACCUCACCUACAGAACUUCCCAUCUGAGCUCCACACCUGUCCCUUUACCAAACCCUAGGCCCUUCUUUAGUGUGACCCAUGCGACAAAGGCCACACGCAAACUAUGCAGCCUGUCUGACUUAAGAAGUGCACAAGUUCUGGUACUUACUGGGCCAGGGGUGUCAAACUCGGACCACUCUUUUACUGGUUUCCCAGCUCUCCCUGCCCCAGCUCCUACUGAUUACCUGUAUCAGGUGUGUUAAGUCAAUCAGCAGCAGAACUCAGCCAACUGACACACCGGUUCAAGGGAAUCAGCAGGGAGAGCUGGAAAACCAGCAGGGACACCGGCCGUUUGACACGCGUGCACUAGGCCAUGAGGCCCGAGAACUGUUCCUAUGAUAAAGGCCAAGAUCCCCCAUCAUGCCUUCUUUCUGCUCCUCCUAUAAUGACCUAAGGAACACACCAGGCCUCCAGACAGUGACUGAUGCCCAGAGGCCGCUUUUAUAGCCAUUUCAUCGGUCAACAUGGUUAGAAAUACAGUAUGGAUAUUAUUGUGUAAUUUAUUAGAGAAUAAAUAUAGACAAGUCUAGAUGUAUGUUUAGUGUGGUUGCCAAAAAAUAAGGUCCCUUUACUUGAUACUCUUUGCAAAUUAUUGGUUUGGGGAUUCUGAGAAGGGUUUGAACGAUCAUACAGUAAAUAUGUUGGACAAGCCUGUCUCACUGAUCAGUGUACCUCACAACAAGAGAUCAUCAGCUGUACCUGCAUUUGGCCAUCAGUAAACAUCUCUCUGGUCAAAUAGAGCCCAGUGAGCAGCAUGUGCAUCUACAACCACAUGCUCUAGGUCCAUACUGUAUGCUUCAGACCCUCAGCUCCCCCAGCAGCGUGUCUGUCUCCUUAAUUAGGUCAAUUGAAGCAUUUCUUCUCUUUCUUUCUGAGUCUAAGCCAUAUUCAUACCCCUCCAGAUUCCUUAUUUUCAGUAUCCUCAGGAUCAAGCAAUUAUUAGGAUCCAGAAAAGGUCAGCUUGUCAACUUGACUUUGUUUCAAUUUGCAAGUCUGUCUUUGUAACAUAUUUAUCUCACCCCAGCGUAUCAUUCAUGGCAUUGGGCGUAACAUUAUGCUCUCUUCGGGCUGGAGACGUGGAAAAAAUGUUUGCGGCUAUGGAUGUCUUACAUUUCAAAAUGCCAUGUCACAUCUUUCACCCUGUGAUUGCUCUUGCCUCUUCCUUCCUCCCUCACUCUUGCUGUCGUCACCUCCCCAGUGCCCCUGAUUUCCUUUUUGUUAUCGCAGCGUGAGAUGAUGAGGAGCAUCAUCUCCUCAUCACCUCCCGCCCCCCAACACUUGCGCACGCAAUCACACACAUAUUGACAACACAAUGAACUUGAGGACUUGAUGGGAUUUCAGAGCUAAAUGACAAGUUUGGAUGACAGUGGGUGGGGAGGCUGCUCAGCCAGUACUUGAUUGACAUCCUAUUGCAAUUCCUGCACACAGCGUGGGAGGGAACAAAGCACAGUGCCAUGGCAACCACAUUAAAAGCACCUUAAAACUGAUUUACUUACAAAAGCAAUUACAUUUGUGUUGAUAUUCACUUUGUUUUGCUCUGCGUAUGUUUUUUACAUUUCCAUGUCAGUUUCAUUCUUUGGGGAAUAAAAAUACAAUCAGGUGAGAGAGCGCAAAUCUCACAUUUAAAGCAAUACAUUCUGUAUGUUUAUGUUUAUGAAGUGUCAAUGGCUUUAUCUAUUCUAUACUGUACACACCUGUAACAAUGCAUUAUGUACUCCACCACAGCCAAAGGCCAACCAUGAAUUGUUAGUGAGAUGUAACUCUGAAAGGACGGCUCGUCUUGACGCUCGUGGCCAGUCUCCACAUGCGACUCCGGGUUGAGCCGAUCCAUUUAUAGCCGCUCCGUACGACGUUUGCCGUUUCAUUUUGUAGUGGAGCAGGGGAACGUUCUCUACGACUUCCACUGAGCAAAACAAUAUUACAUCCGAGGCCAGUGUUUGGCAUAAGUGUCACAAGUGCAACAUCGACUGCCAUAUUGCUGUUCAUGCUUGUGCGCUGUCUCGCCCCCCCAUCCCUGAAUAUCUACUGACACACAGCGACUCCUCUGCCAGAACGGACUUUUGGCCAGAUUUCACAAGAGCUCAAAGCACAUACGUCAUCUUUUCUUCAACACUCAUACCAAAUCAUGUUCUCCUGAAUUACAGUAUCCUAUGCAUUUCUCAUUGUGCAAUAUGUAUAGUUGUUUGUGAUGCAGCAGUGCCAUCUGUUGUGUAAAUUCUGUAAUUGCCAUCCAGUACUAGUGCUUCUACAAGACCUCUUCUCCUAUGUGCAUUUCUGUUAAAGUUAUCUGGGUAAGUGAAGCCACCGAGUCUCCCUGCCAUAUCGAUGUGAUUUUUCCAGUCGCACUACUCAGUGAACCAGCCAGCCUUUAAUCUUUACUGUUUGUUUGUUUCUAUUGCUCAGUGAGAACUCUCACCUAAAGGACUGAACCUUUUCUUAAAAUAAAUCUAGAGAAGGCAAACUAUAUGUAGAAACCAUAGAGUAACUAUUAGAUUUUAUCAGAUUUGCUAUUGUUAUCUGUAUCAUAUUGAUCUGCUAAAUAGAAGACAGUAGGUUAUGUUAUUGUAGACUCUGUGCAACAUACAGAGACAUAAAAAUGCUUUGCCGUAUCCUUUUUGUUCGUUUAUUAACAUGGUUUUAUGAAUAUGUUUUUUAAGUACAAGAGAAAAUAUUUAAAACAACAUUUGGAGUGAUUUUCUUUUCUCUUUGUUGAUGACUGAGUUAAUAAUGUUAUUUAAGGCCUUUUUAGACAGUAUCUUAGCAUCACAUUAGCCAGGCCUUCUCAGGGGUGACAGGUUGAGCAAAUGACCAUCGAUUCAGGGUACCCCUGCAUAACUACAGAGCAGGAAACACUGGAUGGAUUGAAAAUAUAAGCGUACCAUUCUGUACAUCAGAAAAGAAUAGGGAUGGAUUUUGGAAAAUAAAGCUUUUAGAACUUGUAUAAAUGCUUUAAUUGUUAUGUAAAUAUCUUCAUUUUUGAAUGUGUGUGUGUAUUAUGGGUAAAAGAGGAUCAGAGCAGUGUUCCAGAAGGCAGAUUGAUGUCUGAGCAAUAACGUGUGUGUGGGUGUGUGCGAGAGAAAGACACAGGCAUUUCUAAUGAAUUAACAGUGACAAUAAGAAUGCUCAGAUGUUCAGAACUGCUCUUUUAGUUUUUGCUUUGAUUGAAUUGAGUUUAUUUUAGCUUCAACCGAAAUGCAAAAUGCAUAAUACGUCCCUUUCUCUAAAUAUUAUGAGGUUAAUUGGUCAAAGAUGAGGAUGUUCUGGAGCAUGUCCAGCUGAAACAGUGUUUUAACAUGUGAUCUGCAGGUGAGUCUGGGGAAGGUAAGGUAAAGAAGGACAUGAUGACCUUGCGAGGCUGAGAGACUGUGUAUCCACCACCUGCUCACAAUGAAGGAAGUGACAGCUCCUACUUGAUAUAGGCCAUUGAACUUUCACCUGUCUUUGAGUAACCCACAUGUUAUAGGUUCAAUAGUAGAUGACUAGUAAUGUUACUACUGCAACUACUGAUACUCACAGAAAGAUACAUACAUACAUACAUACAUACAUACAUACAUACAUACAUACAUACAUACAUACAUACAUACAUACAUACAUACAUACAUACAUACAUACAUACAUACAUACAUACAUAGAGAUAUAGAUUGAUAUAUGUGCACUGGUUAGUGCAUUGAGUCAUUGCCAACAGUGCCAACUGUUUGCUCAUUUGCAAACAUCGGUGGCUUCUUUGCACUUUAAAAGAAAGUUUUUAUACUGUAAAACCACUUCAAUUUGAAUUUAUUUAAUUAUUUAUUAUGCAUCAGCUGUGUCACAUUAUCAAUUGCAAAGUUUUAUUAUACAUCAUAAUAAUGACUGUGAAACUGGGUCAUUGUAGUGCGGUUGCAUUGUUGAACUCUAUUGUCUCCUCACAUAAAAAUUAGUGUGUAUAAAAUGUGCAUUUUACAGGUGCCCUGGGAAAGUGGUUUGAUCAGCAGUAAUUAUGAUUCUGGUGAUGGUAGCUGCCAUUAUGCUUUAUACGGUUUUGCAAUAACAGUUUGAAACAUGAGGGAAUCAGCAAGUACAGAUUUUUUUUCUUUGGUCAGUGAAGUCUGAAGGAAGAAGACGGUUCAUAAAUUGCACUAUAAACUAUCAAUCAAUUUCUCACUCCUUUAGGCUCAUGGUGUGUAUUUUAUAUCUUGUGUUAUUAAUCGUUCUGUUUUUAUAUGGGUCAUUACAGUCUUGGGAACAGGUUGAUACAGAACUUUUUCACAGAAGGACAUAAUUGGGCAUAUAAAAUUACCACACUGAGUGAAUUCUAACUUUUAGGAUGAACAUGAAAUAGGUGGAAUUGUGUGAAAACUACAGAGGGUGUAAUAUCAUUUCACAAAUGUCUUGCCAACACUUUAGGUUUUCUCAUUAUCUUGCAUUACCUCUCUAGAAAACAAGGCGAUGUAGAACCUGCAGACCUCCUAUUCUCUGCUGUGUGUGACCCUAUUAAUCGGUAGAACAGAGCAUUCUGCUACCAAACGUGUAUGUCAGCCAAUAUAUUUUUAUUGAAAAAGAAUCACACACAGGCUUCAGAUGUUUCUUAAUUCUCAAUUUAAUGAUGUCAGCAAAAGCGUUUGCCUGUAGGCUAAACAGUGUCAACCACAAUUUAACGAUCACUCACUUCCUCUUGGACAAACUGGUAAUAAACAUUAUUUGUAUGUACAUACAGUAUAAGCCCAUCAGGUUGUGUUGCUGCUCUAUAGAUUUCUUCAUAUAAGUGUUUACAGUAUAACUUUUAUUCUAAUGUUUCACUGUAAAUAUUCAGUGUCAUUCUAUUUUAUGCACCUCCAGUUACAGUUCCAUUAAGAGUUUCUUUAAUUCAUCUGAUUCAAGAAUCCAGGAACAAAUUCAGCAAAUGUGUGAUUCAUGAUAAUUGGCUAUAUAGAAAGAUUUUAAACUGACUUGACCAAAACACAUGUUGCACAUGACGUAGUUUUAUUUGCAUACUGUAUCAAUGGACUUCUUUAGUACACACAUGGAUAUUUAUUUCCCUUAAAAACUGAAGGAAACAAUAUGGUCUAAAAGCACAGUGUAACUUAAACAGAACAUUCACAGUGUUUUACUGAAAGAACAGACAUCUAUUGGCCAUAAUUCAUAGCAUAAUAUAGUAUGCCACCCACUGAGCUCUGCAGUAUAGAUUUAGUAGAAUGAUCACCUUUCUGGGAACUGGUAACUGGAAUUUACAGCAGAUCUUACAGCAGAACUUUUGCCAUUCGCUUGUACCGGUUCAGCUAUUGAAAUGAGCAAAGAGUGUAUAUUAACCAAUUACAUUUAUUUAGGCACAGCAAAGAACACGAAUAGAACACGAUUCUAGUGGUCAAACCAACCAGCUGGUCAGACCUUAAUGUAUGAGAACAAUGCCUUGAUUGCAAAACAGCACAGUAGAUACAGUGUAUGUGCCACAGUUUCAGUCAUGGUUGGAAAGCCUUCAUAGAA